Molecule: messenger RNA, 2850 nt
Organism: Bombus pyrosoma
Lineage: Eukaryota; Metazoa; Arthropoda; Insecta; Hymenoptera; Apidae
Product: 17-beta-hydroxysteroid dehydrogenase 13-like
Exons: 7
Coding region: 638-1558 (306 amino acids)
Cellular component (GO): lipid droplet
Molecular function (GO): oxidoreductase activity, acting on the CH-OH group of donors, NAD or NADP as acceptor
Source: RefSeq, a predicted model, not a curated record
AACUUUCGAAACUAACAAGAUAUAUAAAAUAUAAAAAUUGGUUAACUUAUUAUUAAAACAAUUUUAUUAUUAUAAUAGAUUUUGAGUUCUAAGAAAUCUCUAUUUGGUAAUAAAUAUUAAAUAAAACUACCGUUCCCUUUUUUACAAUAUUGCAUUAAACAUUUGAUUGCAUGUUUUAAAAUACUUCAAAUGUGCUAAACGCGCGUUUUAUAAAAAACCAAUUAUUUAGUUCGAAAUUUGAAAAAUUAAAUACAAAAUGAAUAUAAUUUUUAACAUCAUCUUGAUAUAAGAUUAAAAAUUAUAAUAAUAAAUUGCAAUAAACAGUUUGCGCUAUCCAAAUAAUAAUGUAUAAUUAUUGAAAUAGGGUAAGUAAAUACAACAAGAAAACAACUAUUCGAAGCGAAUAAAAGGUUAAACGUUCAAAAGCUUUUAACAUUUCUUCAUAGUAUUGAAUUUAUCUUCCUUAUUGAAUUCAUUAAUGUAGUUUUUAAUUAAUAAUACACAACAAAGAUCUGAUUUAUUUUAUUCAAAUUCAUUUAGAAUGAUAUAAAAGCAACAGCAGUAAUGCCGGUGGAAAGUUUUAAAAAAUGUAAUUAAACACGUGGAGAGUUUAAGAAGAAGUUUCAAACCACCAAAGAUGUUGCUAAGACUGUAUUCUCUCGUUAUUUUAAUACUAGAUCUUGUGACACUUUUAUUUGGAAUAUUUUUUGCUAUCUUAAUUGCAUUAUAUAGAAUAUUUAGACCUCCUCCGUUAAAAAAUCUCUAUGGAGAAGUCGCAAUGGUUGUCGGAGCUGGCCGAGGCAUAGGUAGGGAAUUGGCAAUUCAUUUGUGUCAACUUGGUGUUAAUGUUGCAUGUGUCGACAUUAACAGUGAAAAUUGUGAUACUACUGUACACUUGGCGUCUAAAUCAGUAGGAGUUGCUAAAAUGUAUAUUUGUAAUAUAACAGAUAAGGAUGAAGUAGCUCGUAUAGUGAAUAUUAUUAAAUCAGAGUUAGGUGAAGUUACAAUGCUUUUCCAUUGCUGCAGUAUACCAAGUCCUAGAGCAUUACUUCAAGAUCCACCUGAAAUAAGGCAUACAAUUGAUUUGACGAUUCUAAGUCAUUUUUGGUUAUUGGAUACAGUUUUACCAUGUAUGGAACGGGCUGGGAAAGGGCACAUAGUGGUUCUAUCAUCUGUGGCUGGCCUCUCUGGUACUGCCACAGGAGGAAACAGAGUUUCUUUGUCCACUGCACAAUUUGCAGUUCAAGGAUUAGCUGAAUCAUUACAUACUGAAUUAAGACAUUUGAAUAGUAACAUAAUAAUUACUUUAAUUCACGUUUAUCCAUUUAUUGUAGGCGCAGAAAUAGCAAAAGAUAUUCGUUUUAGAAUACCAAGUUACUUUGGCACAAUGCCCGCCACAGACGCAGCUGAACAAAUUUUAGACGGAGUUCGCCGAAAUUAUGCAGAAUUCAGUGUGCCUGGAUAUUUACUUUACUUAGGUCAUAUUCUUAGAAUACUUCCAAAGAAGGCAUCAUUUAUGUUGCGUGACUUGCUAGACACUGGUGUCGAUUUUGGAUGAUAUUUAAUUUUCCUAAUCAAAUGUGAGAAUUUAUUUUUAUUAUGUUAAUAAGAUUUUAUAAUGAUAACAAAAGGACUUUAAUGUACUGAAAAACGAAUAUUUUAUUUAAUUUCGUAUAUGUAUAAUUUGAUCUUUGAAGUAUUUUUCACUACAGACCAAUGUUUGUAGUUUGUUUUAUUAUUGUGGUAUAAAAUUUCAUAUAUAUUUUUACUUAUAUAUGUUUUUAUACAUUCUAACAUUUAUAUAAAACGAAAUACUCUAGUUUAUUAAUAAAUAAUCACAUGAGCUGCACAUAAAAUAUUUUGUGACACAACUGAAAUAUCAAUUAGCAGUUAAAAUAGAUUUUAUACUUACGCUUUGUGUAUGAUACAUACACACGUGAUAUAAGUAUUAAAUAUUUAAUAAACUGAAUAAGUACUAGUAGGCACUAAGUAGUUACUACACAAAUACUAUUCACAAUGCAAAAAUAACCUAUAUACACAGCGUCAAUCUUAUGACGAUUUAAUAGCAAAAUAUCUGGAUGUACAGAAGACUUCAUUUCCUAAUGUUGUACAUAAUACACAUAUAUAUACACUAAUUUGUAACUAUGUAUUAUCUUCCGAACGUCUUGUCUAUUAUUGUUAUGUGCAUAUUUUGUAAAAAAAAAAAAAAAAAAUAAAAAAAAAAGAGAGAAAGACACCCAGGUGUUAAUAAAUAAAUACAAAUCCGCAACUAUUAAUAGUAACAUUGUUUGACUUUUCACGAAAGCGAAAGUAACGAAAAAUUCACUCAGUCUGUUUUGUAGAAUCGGAAAUACAUUUAUCAUAGUCUAAACAAAAAUAUACUAUGUAUUGAAGAUAAUGCAUAUAUACAGUUAUAUGUAAAGUUCUAUUUACAAGAUAGAACUAAAUACGAGUUUGUCAUACCUAUAAAAGUAAUUGAAUUUUCAAUGAAUUUUGAGAAAGAAGUAUUUACAUUUCAUGUUUGAUUUGAUAAGUACAUGAAUCUAACGUUUCAAAUUACUGGAUAUUUCAGAUAUGACUGGACAUAAAAAAAUAAUUUAUAAUUUACAAAGUAAAUUCAUUAAAGUUGGGACAAUCUGUUGAUGAUGAUUCAAAUCCCAACACUGGAAUGAGUUUAUGCUAAUCUAAACCAGGCGGAGCUGGUUCUGAAAUAUCAGUUUCCAUAGUAUCUGGUUUUUGUUCGAUCGGAUAAUCACCGGGUGGUGCCUGCAAGAAAUUCAAGGAAGAACUAUUUGGAUCAGUUCAUAUAUUUAUUUUUUCUUAUAAUAAUAUAAAAAUCAACUCUUUAUA